Molecule: messenger RNA, 856 nt
Organism: Alternaria alternata
Lineage: Eukaryota; Fungi; Ascomycota; Dothideomycetes; Pleosporales; Pleosporaceae
Exons: 3
Coding region: 285-773 (162 amino acids)
Source: RefSeq, a predicted model, not a curated record
CGAAGCUUAUACUCUGAUUGAGGGGAUGUCGUGCAUUGAAAGUACUUGUAGUAAACUCAGAUAGUACCACGGUAACCUCUUACUCAGCCCGGUUCAGGGACGAAACGAUGACGGAAAGGUCCGCUGGUCAGCAAACAGCAAAUCAGAUGCAGAUGCAGUCCUCGAAAGAGGUGUAAUGCGGUCACUAGCUUUUCCGAGUGAUUACUCCGCAUCAUCAUCUGAAUUUUGGCGGGUUUGCAACGUUUUCGCAUUCGUGUACUUCUUAAUUUACACACCACCUCAAUAUGCCCUCCUUCUUACGCCACAUGACUGCACGUCGAGGAUCUGCAAUGCAGCAACCGAAUACAAACGUAGAGACUGGGAGAGUAUCAUCCUGGAGGCAUCAUUUGCUGUAUUACUGGAUUGCUACUGGCGUCGUGGUAGGCUAUGCAUUCAGUGCAGUUAUGACUAUCGGAGGACUCAACGUACAUGAGCUUAACAUCAUUUAUAUCACUACGGUGUUCAUUCCUGCAAACAUUCUCCUUCAUGCCCUCACCCACUUCCUGUGGCACCGUCCACGAGCGUGUAACCGCUUCUUACCUCUGACGAGAGGAAUUAUGAGCUGUGCGACUAUUGAUAUUUGGGCUGCAGGAUGUGUGGGAGUGUUUUAUACUAUGGAUAAUGCGAUGUGGAUUGCAGGAUGGUGGUUUAUUGGUAUACCGGGUGUGCUCUUGAUCAUCAAUCGAGUUGUUGAGUAUGGUAUAGAAUGGAGGUUAGGACGGCAGGGGAAUUGAGUGUCCACGAAGAAUGGAAAAGAUGUCUUGUCACAUGACAUCUUACAGUACCUCAGGGAGGUGAUUGCCUACGAGGGAGCUCA